CUCUCUUUCUCUCUCUCUUUUUUAAUUUCUUUUCCAAUUUUUAUUUUUAUUUUACUUUUUUAAACAAAUGUCUUCAAGUUCCUUAGAAGAAAGUAAUACAAAGAGGCCACAAGUGAUAGUUGGCAAUUAUAUUAUACAAGACAAGAUUGGACAGGGUUCAUUUGCAACAGUUUAUAAAGCGCAGCAUAAAGAAACAGAACAAAUUGUCGCUGUCAAAUCAGUCAAAAGGUCUAAAUUAACCAAGAAACUAUUGGAGAAUCUAGAGUCAGAGAUAUCUAUUCUUACAGCGAUAAGACAUGAACAUAUUGUGGGACUCAUUGACUGUCAGAAAACAGAAUCAAAUAUUUACCUUGUUAUGGAAUACUGUUCUCUAGGUGAUUUAUCUCAUUAUAUCAAACAAGUGAGAACAAACAAGUCGAUGAAAAGAUCAAGUGCGGGUGGAUUACCUGAAAGGGUUGUUCGUCAUUUUUUAAGACAAUUAGCAAGUGCCUUGCAAUUUCUAAGAUCACAAAAUCUAGUCCAUCGAGAUAUUAAACCACAAAACUUAUUAUUAGCACCUAAUCCAAUUGAUCACGAAUUACCCACAUUAAAAGUAGCCGAUUUUGGAUUUGCAAGAUUUUUACCAAACGCAAGUUUAGCAGAUACCCUAUGUGGAUCACCCUUGUAUAUGGGUCCAGAGAUACUAUCCUAUAAGAAAUACGAUGCCAAAGCAGAUCUUUGGAGUGUGGGCGCAGUACUAUAUGAAAUGGUGACAGGAAAACCACCAUUCAGAGCCCAGAAUCAUUUGGAAUUAUUAAAAAAGAUUCAAGAGAAUAACGAUCAAAUACAUUUCCCUUCAGAUGAAAACAGUAUUGGAAGUGACAUUAAAGAUUUAAUAAGAAAGCUUUUAAAGAAGAACCCAGUCGAAAGAUUGUCUUUUGAGGAUUUCUUUCGUCAUCCUGCUAUUCAAGUUGUCAAGAAACCGUCAACAGCGCCCGUGAGGCAUUACUCUGCAUCAUCUAAACCAAAUUAUGCAGCUUCACCUUCACCGUCACCGUCUUCGGUAUCAUCUUCAUCGGCGGCACCAACAGAAUAUGAACCACCCCCAUUUGCAUAUCAGUCAAGGCGACAGUCAUUCCAUGCAGUAGCCAGACAACCCAAGCGAGAAGAAGAUGUACUUCAAGAAUAUGUUGUUCUUGAUAAACGAAUUAUUGAAACGAACCAAUUCGCAGAUGAAUUGGAUGCAUCACCUAGAACUUUAGAUACAGGACGACGUUUAUCUACCUUUAUUUCCGGCUCGUCACCCACUCGUCAUACCAUGACCCACGCUGUCAAUAUACCCAUCAAGAUCCCUCCUUCGACACCACCACCAUUUAUCAGGGAACGCAAGUCGAGUACAGGUUCAUCAGCUGGUUCAGCACUUGCCAGAGCCAUCUCCAUGGCCUCUGUUAGGCUAUUUGGUACCAGCAUACCUUCACCACCUAAUAAAGAUCUAGCUGGUUCACCACGUGGCUUUAUGUCAUCACAUCAUAAUGCAGCACAUGGCACAAUUGAAUAUAUAGAAUGUAUUGCCUGUAUGGCACAUGCUGUGUCGAAAUUUGGAGAUCAAAAGUACGAUACUCUCAGCAAAUCAGCAGAAGACGACCGACAAUUGGCUGAGGAAUGUGUCGUACUCUAUGUCAAGUCAUUGGCCUUACUCGAAACAGGACUUUAUGUAGCACAGCAAUAUUGGCAAAGACAGCCGUUUGACCCUGUAAAUGAUGAAAAGAAGGAUGUUGUCCGACUGAAUGAUGCGGUGCAGUGGAUGAGAGAGAAGUUCAAUGAGUGUCUUGAUCGCGCUGAAUCUAUUCAGUAUGAUAAACAGACAUUAGAAAAUACCUCUGUAGAGAAACUACUUUAUGAUAGAGCUCUGGAAAUGAGUCGAGCAGCAGCCGUGCAUGAAUUAGUAGGUGAAAAUAUCACUGGUUGUGAACAAGAUUAUCAGAUGGCGAUAUGGAUGUUGGAGGCCAUUUUACAAGUCCGGCCAAAGGAUAAUGUGACAAUUGAAGAAGAAGACAAACUGAUCAUUAAUAAAUUUAUUGACUCGAUUCGCCAUCGUAUUGUUGUUUUACGGAAAAAGAUGGAGGCGUCGGAGCGUCUAUGAUCCAGGGGAGAAACUCUCUCUGGAUUUUUUCCUUCACCGCCAAUAAAAAAACUAUUAACGCAUCCGACAGUGUCCAGUUCUCUCCCCCACCCACUCUUUUGAGUUGUUGAUAAAUUAUAUUUUUUGUAUUUUGUUUGUUUAUAACAGAGCUCGCUCAUGAAUCACGCGCAAAAAUAAACCUUUGCAUGUUAAAACGUAUUUUAAGUACAGAAUUAAGGCAUACCUAUACUUUAUGUUGAAAUACCACAGCAAUCAAGCAUGUUGAUUCACUCCCCUCCUUG
Rhizopus microsporus ATCC 52813 is the source of this 2403-nucleotide messenger RNA. Its product is annotated as Pkinase-domain-containing protein. NCBI's taxonomy places the organism in Eukaryota, Fungi, Mucoromycota, Mucoromycetes, Mucorales, Rhizopodaceae. The record is from RefSeq and is a predicted model, not a curated record. Gene Ontology annotation, cellular component: autophagosome; cytoplasm. Gene Ontology annotation, molecular function: ATP binding; protein serine/threonine kinase activity. The transcript is spliced from 8 exons. Bases 68 to 2122 code for a protein of 684 amino acids. Gene Ontology annotation, biological process: peptidyl-serine phosphorylation; autophagy; protein autophosphorylation.